AAAAUAUCUCCAUACCAAACACACCGUUGUAGCUCUCGAUUUGGUCAACUAAUAAGUGAACCUCGCUUUCUUUUUCUUUUUCCGAUUUUCUUUCUUCCUUUCGUUGUUAAUCUAGACAUGGGCUUUUGUCUUUAGUUAAUGCACAUGCCAGCGGAGGGUGAUGCUGCGAGAAGAAUUACUUAUUUUAUGAGCAGCCAGCAAGUAGAAUCAUGAACUGAACUGAACCAAGAGUUGACCACGAUGUCGGAACUAGUGCUCCGGUUAGCCGUGGAAAGGCUUCAGAGUUUAGUGUUGGCAGAUCAAGAAACUGCACCAUUGAAUCGAUCAGCUAGCGGACAUUUAUAUGCCAUACUAGGAGAGCUAAAGCGGAUGCAAGUUUGGUUGAAAGGGAAGACACAACACAAAGACAGUGUAAGGAAAAUUGAAGAGCUUGAUUAUCAAAUUGAGGAUGUUAUUGAAACUUAUCGUGUUUUGGGAAGAUCAAGAAGAAGCUUAUCAAACAGAGAGAUAUUUAACGGUAUCAAAAUUAUAUGUAUGAGAUACGCUUUGAUUCCUUUCGCUCUCCGGAAGAUCAAAUCUGAUAUUGCGAGCAUCAUCAAGGAAAUCGAAGAAGCAGUUCCUGUAGCAGAUAGCUUCGAAAAUCAAGGUCCGACGAGAAGCUCUCGUGCUGUGUACAGCAGUCUAUUUGGGCUUAAAGAAGACCAAAAGCGAGUGCGUCAAGUUAUAUUAUCUGGAACAGGGUCCAACAUCCCUGAGUCAUCCUCCCAAAUUGGGGUCCCCGUCAUCCCAAUAUGUGGAGCUGUUGGCUCGGGCAAGACUACUCUUGCUAAAAGAAUACUAUACGAGGACCCAAUCGUUACUAAGGAGUUUAACACUCGCAUCUGGGUUAAUGUUUCCGAAAAGUUUGAAAUCAGAGACAUACUUAGACAAGUACUUGUUUCUUGUCAUGGGUGGAUGAAGCACAUGUUUUACAGCUCCGAAGAACAACUGCUUGAACGAAUAGAGGAAAGACUUAAAUCUCAGAGGACCCUAAUUGUCCUGGAUGAUAUACGGUCAAUAGAAGCUUGGGAAACCGUGUGUAAAACAUUUCCAAAAUUAGACAAACGUAGCAUUGUACUGGUAACCACCCGGGUAGGAUAUGUAGCGGAAUACAUAUGUAGAAACGAGUUUGUGCAUACAAUGACGCCCUUGAACGAGGAGGCUUUGUUUAGGGAGGCUCUCCCUCCCCGGGCGGAUACAGUUUAUAAUGAGUUACCAGACCACUUGAAACCAUGCUUUGUGUACUUGGGUCAUUUCCUGGAAGAUCAAGAGAUAGAUCCCGAGAAGCUGUCCCAUUUGUGGAUGAUUGAAGGCUUAUUAUCAACUGGAGAAAGCGCUAGAGGGGAGAGCACGAUGGAAAUGACAGAGCGAUAUCUCAGAGAAUUGACACUUAAGGGCAUAGUAAAGGUGCAAGCAGAGGAAGUUCCCACUACUAAGAAAUUCAAAGCUUGCUGCAUUGUUCAAGGAAUAGAAAACUUCUGUGUUUCAAAUUGUGAACAAAAACGUUUUCUCAAAAUCAUAGAUUUAAGAGAAAAGGACUAUUCGCUCUCAUCAAUUGAUGAGCCACGUCGACUUGUGAUAUAUCUGGGCAAUCAUAGAGUUGAUAUUGAGCCUAAAGUUGCUAAAAUUAUUCGGAGUCUUCGAGUGGUUCUUGGAAACAUGCAGCAAAUAGAAAAUGAAUUUAUCUGGCCGAAUGAAAUGCUUAACCUCGAGGAGUUCAGAGUACUCAGAAUUCUUGAUUUCAAUGGGAUUGAUUUUCGAGGCCAGAAACUACCAACAGGUAUAUUUAAUCUUGAACUCUUGAGGUAUCUGAGCUUCAAAGGAUGUGUCCUAGAGGAGUUGCCAUCUUCUAUUAGCAAGUUGUCCUACAUGCAAGUUCUUGAUUUGAGAGUGAAAGAAUUAAUUGAAAUAAAAAUUCCAAACGUCCUAGGGAACAUGAGGAGGCUGAACCAUUUAUAUCUUCCACUAAAGUUUGUAACUCAAAAUGGUAAAAAACUGGGACUCAAUAGCUUGACUGAACUUGCAACACUCGAAAACUUCAAUACGAGGUUGUGCAAAGCUGACGAUAUCUUUAAGCUUCUUAAACUCCGGUAUUUGGGAGCAAAGGUGGAAGGAGAUUUUGACGAUUUGGUGUCAAUCACCAAUUACAUGAAAACAACAUUAAGCAACUUUCUGCAUUCCACCGUUGAUGUCAUUGAUUUUGAUUGCUACGCGGAGGAAAGGCAUUCAGUUCUUAGAGAAUUGUUUCAGUGUCAAGCUGCUCGCAUCUUGCGUUUUAAGGGACAUAUUGGCCGCCUACCAUCAUCUGAUGAAAUCUCGCCAAGUUUUACUCAGUUAGUUCUCAAUAAAUCUCAUCUCAAUGAAAGUUCCAUGCCAACCUUGGAAAAGCUUCCUAAUUUAGGGGUGCUUGUCCUGUCUGAUGAUGCUUAUAUUGCGAAGAAAAUCAUCUUCUCUGAUUCAGGUUUCCCUAAGCUCAAACGUUUAGAACUCUUGAAUUUGUGCUUCCUGGAGAUAUUUGAGGUGAAAAAUACGGCCAUGCCUAUACUUUGCAGCUUAGAAAUCAGGAACUGUGAGAAACUUGAAAGCCUCCCUGAUUGUCUGGAUAUCCGUGCUUCCAACCAUUUCUUGAGUAUCAUUUGGCCUGAAAAGGGAAGGCAGUGAAACUCCCUUAAUAGUGAGGUAUCCAUGAAACGAUGCUUUCUAAUACACUUUUAUCUUUUGGCAUUGAAAGUGAGACUUGUUAUUAUGCUUCUCUUUUCAGCUACACUGGUUAAUUCAACGUUUUCAAUAUGAUUGUUGCUUGAGAUAGUAAGAUUUUCCAGGAUCACUUUAUCGA
Nicotiana tabacum (common tobacco) is the source of this 2875-nucleotide messenger RNA. Its product is annotated as putative disease resistance RPP8-like protein 2. The record is from RefSeq and is a predicted model, not a curated record. Lineage: Eukaryota; Viridiplantae; Streptophyta; Magnoliopsida; Solanales; Solanaceae. Gene Ontology annotation, biological process: defense response to other organism. Gene Ontology annotation, molecular function: ADP binding.